ACCCUAAAACUUUCUCCAGUGAUACCAAAUAGGAGAGUCUGAGUUUAUCGAAGAUCACCAACUUCUCGCUAUGAUUACAUCAUAUUUUCCAAAAUAUGUGGCGCUAUUUGCCAUCUGUGUCCUAUGUGUGGGUGCAUUGGACACUUUCGUUGCUGCAGUGUAUGAGCACGCUGUCAUAUUGCCAAACAGAACAGAGACACCAGUUUCCAAAGAAGAAGCUUUGCUCCUGAUGAACAAGAACAUAGAUGUUUUGGAGAACGCAGUUAAACUGGCAGCCAGGCAGGGUGCACAUAUCAUUGUUACCCCAGAAGAUGGAAUUUAUGGCUGGGUUUUCACAAGAGAGACCAUUUACCCCUAUCUGGAAGAUAUCCCAGACCCAGAGGUGAACUGGAUUCCAUGUACAGAUCCCCAGAGGUUUGGCUACACCCCAGUGCAACAAAGGCUCAGCUGCCUGGCCAAGGACAACUCCAUCUACGUUGUGGCAAAUAUUGGGGACAAGAAGCCAUGCAAUGCCAGUGACCCUCAGUGUCCCCCCGAUGGCCGUUACCAGUACAACACUGAUGUGGUGUUUGAUUCUGAGGGUAGGCUGGUGGCACGCUACCAUAAGUACAAUCUUUUUGCGCCUGAAAUUCAAUUUGAUUUCCCCAAGGAUUCAGAAUCUGUGACUUUUGAGACUCCUUUUGGGAAGUUUGGCAUUUUCACUUGCUUUGACAUUUUUUCUCACACCCCAGCUGUGGUGGUGGUGGAUGAGUUUCAAGUGGACAGCGUCCUCUACCCGGUGGCGUGGUACAACACGCUGCCCCUUCUGUCGGCUGUUCCCUUCCACUCUGCGUGGGCCAGAGCCAUGAGAGUCAACUUGCUUGCUGCGAAUACCCACAACACCAGCAUGCACAUGACAGGGAGUGGAAUCUACGCACCGGAAGCGGUCAAAGUGUAUCACUAUGACAUGGAAACAGAGAGUGGCCAGCUGAUGCUGUCCGAACUGAAGUCCCGGCCGCGAAGUGAACCCACCUAUCCUGUAGCUGUUGACUGGAGUGCUUAUGCCAGAAGUGUCAAGCCAUUCUUGUCUGAACAGUCAAAUUUUCCGGGGAUGAUUUAUUUUGAUGAGCUCACCUUCAUUGAGCUUAAGAGAAACACAGGAAAUUACACAGUUUGCCAGAAAGACCUGUGCUGUCACUUAACUUACAAGAUGUCGGAGAAACGAACAGAUGAGGUUUACGCACUAGGUGCUUUUGAUGGACUGCACACAGUAGAAGGUCAAUAUUACCUACAGAUAUGCACAUUACUGAAGUGUCAAAUCAGUGACCUGAGAACUUGUGGGGAGCCCGUGGGGUCAGCUUUCACCAAGUUGGAAGAAUUCUCCCUCAGCGGCACAUUUGCAACACGUUAUGUUUUCCCACAGAUCAUUCUCAGUGGAAGUCAGCUUGCUCCUGAAAGGCAUUAUGAGGUCUUGAGAGACGGACGUCUGAGGAGCCGAAGCAGAACCCCUCUGCCUGUCUUAGUUUUGGCCCUGUACGGAAGAGUGUUUGACAAAGACCCUCCGCGCUUGGGGCAAGGACCCCGGAGAUUAGAAUGAUCCCUUUCCACUGGCACACUUUCAGGAUUACCCUGGCAAAGAAAGGGAGAGGGGGAAAAAAAAAGCUUCAUGUCUGUUUAGAAGAGAUGUCACAAAUUGGCCGGAACAACAAACUUAAAACGUGAAAAGCAGUGGAUGGGUUUUAUAUGUUUUAUGUUUUCCGUAUUUGAUAUAUAGCACCAACUCAUUUAUGGGAGCUGCAUGGGGGAUCCGUGUAGGUGCAAUGUAAGUAUAUGUGAGUAUAUGUGUGUGUAGCAGAACAUGCAGUUAAAUGGAGGGGGACUUAGAAAACUCCUUUUGUGUUAACUACUCUGAUAUAUAUGAAUGUUUGUCUAUCAUUUGUAAAUACACAGGGGGCACCUUAAGUAUGCAGAGGGCUUUUGAUCCUCUUUGAUUACGAUAUAGGAAGUAAAAAAACAAGGGCAUCUCCUAAAGUAAUUAUGAGUAACUUUUCAAAAAAUUUUGAGCAACUUGUUAACUGAUUAAAAUUCUUCUAUUAUCUGUUUAUUAUACUCAAGUUCUAAUUGUAUGGAAAUCAGAUCCUUAGGAUGGAAACAAAAAAGAAAAAAUGAUCUCCCUCAGACCACACCCUGUCUCCUUCUGGAAAUAUUCUAUCCUAAAAUUUAUCCAAUCCUGAUUAAGCCCCCUGGAUCCUCAGAUUUGUUGCAGUCUGUGUUACACUGGGAGCUUCCUUAGAAAGGGCCACCCUGUCACCUUUCCCCCAGUUACCAUUGGUCUCUCAGCCCUGUUACCACUGAGCUCUUUUUUUUCCAGGUGGUCACUGAUUAACACUGGGAAGAGACACACAGGAGAGCAGGGAGCUUUCUGGUUCAUGCGGGAGUGGUUGGGGAUCACUCUGGGCUGGGGACAUCUUUUUCACACAGAAGAUGACAGUUGCUCUCCUAGGCUUCUCCCAGAUGCUUAUUUCCAUUCCAUUUAGUUCAACCCAGUUCCAGGAGGCUGGAGAUGUUCUGAGCAGCAGACGAUCCCCUUGAUCUCUGCUCCCGUCAUGUCCGGAUUUCCUCUCCAGGGGCUAUGCCAUUCAGAUCCCAAGAUUGUACCGGUGCCCCGGACUCUUCCAUGCGGGACACGGGCAUCUUCCGUCCUGAUGGUCUUGUGCUGGCUUUUUCUAGAAUUCUUCCCUCUCUUUCCUAGACAUUUGUCUGGUGACAGCAUUAGUACCUGGUGGCCCCAGUCUCUUCACCACCCUUCACCCCAUGCAUGUUACGUAAGCGACCUCUGCCCCCUUUCUCUAGCAUGAGGAGACCACAGAAUCACCAGAUUCUGUGAGUUUCUCCACUCCUACUCACGAUGACUCAACAAACAAGCUGUCUCUCUGGAAGUUGUUUUGAUCCUUAUCUUUUAAUACCACAUGUUUUUUAUUUCUUUGACCUCUUUAGUCUCUCUCCUAUCUCCCCCCCCCCACACUUUAUUUACCAUGACUUAUAAAUGAGGAGCUCUGAUAGACUCACUCCUCAGAGCAGUGACUUCCUCGUCUAAAUUCUUUCUUUGGAGAGUGAAAUCCUUCUUUUGGCUUCAGCUAGUAUUCCUGAGUCAGCAGAGUAUAAUCUACAGACCAGCUGGAAAUCUUUGAAAGCAGAGGAGGUUGUUCCUCCCCUAUGGUUGGCGUGGCCAGCUGGAUCAACUUCCGCUGGAUAUUUGCUCCGAAGAUUCUGCAGCUUUGAGGUCUUGGGAGAUCUGACGUACAGCCGGCAGAAGGACUUGCUCUGUUUAUCAGCAGUCAUUGGACUUCAGCAUGAUUACUCCCCAGUUGCUGGCUUAUGUGGCAAUUUCAGUUUCCUGUGUCUUAAAAGUCAGCUCCCUGGAUACCUUCAUUGCAGCUGUUUAUGAACACGCCGUGAUAUUGCCUAAUACCACCCUAAUACCAGUGUCCCGUGAAGAGGCAUUGGCGUUAAUGAACCGAAAUCUGGAUCUUUUGGAGGGAGCGAUCACUUCAGCAGCAAAACAGGUAAAGAAACAGAUGGUGGACAAUUCAAUCAUGAACAUGAACUUACUGUACCUGGGAGAACUUUGUAGAAGAUCAGUGCUUAAGAUUCACUAUCAACUCGAAGCUCAAGAUGAUUUUAUUAUUUUUCACCUCCUAUGGGUACAUUUAUUAGGGAAGCAAAUAUGAAUUGUGAAAUCACAGAGAUCAGUGUUGGAAGGUCUCAUAGAAACCACCAAAUUGUGAAUAUAUUUUCAUUGAGAGAAUGAAUCUGGAAGACAAUAGCGUAACUUGCUUAUGGUUUACAGGGGUAGUUGGUUAGUGGGAGAACCAGAAUCAAACUCUAGUCUCUGACUUCUUACCAGUGAACAAAAAAUUGUUUCCCCAUGUGGGCACUGUAAUCUGAAAACUGUGAGAAAAUGGCAAAAUAGAGUCACAUGUUAGUUUAAGAUUAAAAAUUUCCAUUUUACAUCAGUAAGAUAGCUAAAUGAGGUUAAUGUGAAUGAAAUCCUGAGAGCUUAAGGUAAUUAUUGGUGUCCUAGAACUGUGUGAGUGGUUUAAGUCUGGCGUAAACUAAAGAAAUAUAAUGUAUGA
This is a messenger RNA of Lynx canadensis (Canada lynx), 4115 nucleotides long. RefSeq names its product vascular non-inflammatory molecule 3. The transcript has 10 exons. NCBI's taxonomy places the organism in Eukaryota, Metazoa, Chordata, Mammalia, Carnivora, Felidae. Gene Ontology annotation, molecular function: hydrolase activity, acting on carbon-nitrogen (but not peptide) bonds, in linear amides. Bases 71 to 1576 code for a protein of 501 amino acids. The record is from RefSeq and is a predicted model, not a curated record.